AUGUCCGACGUCUUUGGCCGCCGCCCGGUCUUCAUCAUGACAUUCGGCCUGUACACCGCAGCCAGCCUAGGGCUUGCCCUCUCUACAGGCAGAUACACAGCGCUGCUCCUCCUCCGUGCGACGCAAAGCAUCGGGGGCUCUGCGGCGCUGAGCCUCGCAUAUGGCGUCGUCGCCGACCUUGUCACCUCCGCAGAUAGAGGGAGCAUGCUGGGCCCGAUGCUGGCGAGCGGGAACUUGGGGCCUUGCAUUGGCCCUAUCAUUGGCGGUGGGGCGGUGAUGACAAACCAUCCGGUUUGGAGGACCAUCGUGGGUAAUGGGUCUGUGCCAGUUCUGGAAGUAUGGAGACCUUGGUGGAGUCUCAUGGUCGACUGGCGGAGGGAAAGGAGACUCGGUGUCAAGGAUUCUGAGGAAGGGAGAAAAUUACCGGGCAGUGUUGAGGACAGCUUUGACGACACAAGUCCAAACAACCUGACUAGCGCCAAGGAUGGAAGGAAGAAAACAGAAGGAUACAUAAUCGAGGACCCCAACAAGACUGCCACCGGAAAAGGGAAGUUGGUGGUUCCAAACCCAUUUAAUUCCCUCCGUCUCGUUUUCUAUUGGGUCACAUUCCUUGCUCUCUGGCUUGCAGCUAGCCCAUACGCCGUCUGGUACCUCAUCCAGGCCUCGAUUCCCGUCAUCUACGGACAAGACCCAGGCGGUUAUGGCUUCAGAGAUAUUUACCUUGGCCUAUGUUACCUGGCCGGCGGCUCACGCGUCAUCGCAGGGGGCUUCAUAGGCGGAUGGAUGAUGGACAGGAACUACAAGCAUGUGGCACAAAAGGCCGGCUUCUCCACGAAUAAGACUGACAACCACAACAUCCACAGUUUCCCCAUCGAAGAGGCACGAAGCCGCUUCUCGCUGCUCAUCCUGGCGUUUUCGGCUUGCGUCCUGGUCGGCUUUGCCUGGGCCGUACAACUCAAGGCACACCCUGCUGUGCCAUUGAUUGUUCAGUUCUACGUUGGUGCAAAGUGUACUGUCCUGCACCAGGUAUACAGUGCUCUACUGGUGGACAUAUUCCCCGAGAAGCCCAGCACAAUCGCUGCGAGUGCCAACAUCAUGCGGUGUGCAUUGUCUGCUGCUGUGAUUGCUGUUUUCAACCCACUGGUGAACGCCAUGGGAAGAGGAUGGUUCUUUACCAUGGUUGCUUUCCUGGAUGGGGCUUUGUGCAUAGUUUGUGUUGCUGUCUUGAGGCGUUGGGGUAAGUACUGGAAGGACAAGAGGAGAAUGACUGUAUGA
Molecule: messenger RNA, 1275 nt
Organism: Diaporthe amygdali
Lineage: Eukaryota; Fungi; Ascomycota; Sordariomycetes; Diaporthales; Diaporthaceae
Exons: 2
Coding region: 1-1275 (424 amino acids)
Biological process (GO): transmembrane transport
Molecular function (GO): transmembrane transporter activity
Source: RefSeq, a predicted model, not a curated record